This is a messenger RNA of Funneliformis geosporum, 671 nucleotides long. The record is from the annotation of a GenBank genome assembly. Lineage: Eukaryota; Fungi; Glomeromycota; Glomeromycetes; Glomerales; Glomeraceae.
AUGUCAAAUUCUAUCUCAUUGUAUAAUUACGUUAAAGACAUAUACAGCCAAUCACCCAAGUACCAUCAUCAUGCUAUUCAACCGGGUUAUGUUGCAGGAUUAGAUCUUCUGCUAUCACUUAUAGAUGAAUCUGGAAAUGUGGUAUUAUUAUCUUUAAAUUCCACUAUUUCUACCAAAUUAGUUAUAAAGAGUAAGGUUAAGAAGCAAACCCUCAAGAUAUGCUUGGAGUUUCAGUACAUGGAAGAAAAAAGAGAAAAAAGAGGUCCAAUAAUGAUACAGAAUGUGGAGUUCAGAGUAGAAAGUCAUAUUGAAACUCCACCUGCAACCAAUAUUGAUGAUGAAAGCGAUCAUCUUGAUCAGAACAAAGACUUUGAUUUGGAUUAUAACAAAAGCUUUGAGUCUUACCAUAUAUCCAAAACUGCUAAGUAUGCGGAACUUCACAAAAAAAUCGCGAAACUUAUGAUAGUCGAUGAAAUUAACAGCAGUGUGGUUGUUAAAAAGAAAUGCAUUCAUGUUUUAGUUGAGUUUCCAUGCAGAUCUAUGCCAAAAUCAACAUUACAGCUAGAUAUCUUUCGAUAUGACAAAAACAGUAAUCUCAUAGUCAUUGUUGAUGAUCGCAAUGUAGAACAAGUUUUUGGAAAAAAGAUGGCAAAUUUGGUGCAAAGUCUUGA